CUCGCGUCGCGCGGUGUUCCAGCGACUCGCGGGCAUGCAAGGCGUGCGCUGCUGAUUUCUGCUCCCCGCCGCCUGCUCCCUGUCAGACCCGCGCUUACCCACUUCAGUGUGACCAUGUUUGUUCCCUACGGAGAGUCGAUCCCCGACCUCGCGGGUUUCACCUUCCUGAUGCCAGCAGUAUCCGUUGGAAAUGUUGGCCAACUUGCAAUAGAUCUGAUUAUUUCUACACUGAAUAUGUGUAAGAUUGGUUACUUCUAUACUGAUUGUCUUGUGCCAAUGGUUGGAAACAAUCCAUAUGCAACGUCAGAAGAAGAUUCAACAGAACUCAGUAUAAAUGCUGAAGUGUAUUCUUUGCCUUCAAAGAAGCUAGUGGCUCUUCAGUUAAGAUCCAUUUUUAUUAAAUAUAAAUCGAAGCCAUUCUGUGAAAAACUGCUUUCCUGGGUGAAAAGUAGUAACUGCGCCAAAGUUAUUGUUCUUUCGAGCAGUCAUUCAUAUCACCGUAACGAUCUGCAGCUUCGUAGUACUCCUUUCAGGUACCUUCUUACACCUUCCAUGCAAAAAAGUGUCCAAAAUAAAAUAAAGAGCCUUAACUGGGAAGAGAUGGAAAAAAGCCAAUGCAUUCCUGAAACACACGAUUCUGAGUUCUGUAUUCGUAUUCCAGGAGGAGGUAUCACAAAAACACUCUAUGAUGAAGGCUGUUCUAAAGAAAUCCCAGUGGCGGUUCUGCUGAAAUUUGUUUCAGAAGGAGACAAUAUCCCAGAUGCAUUAGGUCUGGUUGAGUAUCUUAAUGAAUGGCUUCAAAUUAUCAAACCGCAUUGUGAAGACCCCACAGCAUCUACCUUGCCUUGGAAAAUACCAAGUUCUUGGAGAUUACUCUUUGGCAGUGGUCUUCCCCCUGCACUUUUUUGAUCUGUUUUCAGUUUUAUACCUAAUGUCCCAAAAUACUUAUUGCCAACACAACUGUUAAACAACUGUAUAAAAAGUUGUAUUAUCUAAUAUAUUAGAAAAUAAAUCUUUACUUUUCACUGAGAAUCUCAAGGAAAAAUAGAUUAACACAGGUUGUUUUUGCCAUGCUUUCAUCAUAUGCAACAAAUGUAAAUUUUGUACAAUAAAAUAUUUCCUAAAUAA
Messenger RNA from Pteropus alecto (black flying fox), 1128 nucleotides. It is a transcript of the gene PSMG2, whose product is annotated as proteasome assembly chaperone 2. Gene Ontology annotation, cellular component: nucleus; cytosol. Gene Ontology annotation, biological process: proteasome assembly. The record is from RefSeq and is a predicted model, not a curated record. The coding region runs from base 115 to 909 and encodes 264 amino acids. Lineage: Eukaryota; Metazoa; Chordata; Mammalia; Chiroptera; Pteropodidae. The transcript has 7 exons.